Molecule: messenger RNA, 1035 nt
Organism: Helianthus annuus (common sunflower)
Lineage: Eukaryota; Viridiplantae; Streptophyta; Magnoliopsida; Asterales; Asteraceae
Exons: 1
Coding region: 1-1035 (344 amino acids)
Source: RefSeq, a predicted model, not a curated record
AUGGUUCUUGCCCAAACGGAUCAGGUUAUACAUGUUCAGCUUAAGUCUACUAUCGAUGCCAAAAUUCUUUUUGUGUCUUUUGUAUAUGCUAAGAACACUUAUCAAGAGCGACGGGUGUUAUGGCAAGACUUAUGUAAGCAUAAUUUGGUAGCCGGGAACCAACCGUGGAUUGUGAUGGGGGAUUUCAACUCGGCCCUUUAUAUGGAUGACUGUUUGCAUGGUUCGUCCACUCCUACGACAGGUAUGCGAGAUUUCUUUGAGUGUGUUCAACAUAAUGAGUUGCUUGAUAUCCCGGGCCAUGGUCUUCACUUUACAUGGAACCAAAAACCAAGAGAUGGGAUUGGUAUUCUUAAGAAAAUUGAUCGGGUUAUGGGUAAUGUUCGUUUCUUGGAUGAGUUCCCGAAUGCUCACGUGUUUUACCAUCCUUACCGUUUGUCUGACCACACCCCAUGUAUUCUGAAAAUGGCUAGAGAGGUUCGGCCUAAACCUAAGCCAUUUAAAUUCGCUAACUUCAUAGCUUCUAAGGAUGGGUUUAAGGAGUGUGUUAUGGCUGAAUGGAGCAAAACGAUUGUUGGUAUUCCUAUGCUCUCCGUGGUAAAAAAGCUUCGUAACCUUAAGCAUCCGUUGCGGAUCCUUCUUCAUAAACAAGGUAAUUUGCAUGCUAAGGUUGAUAGUCUUAGAGCGAGCCUGGAUGAUAUUCACAAGCUGAUUGAUCAGAACCCGUUUGAUGCUGCUCUUCGGGUCAAAGAAUCAAACAUUAUAAAGGAGCUUCAUUGUGCUGCUUAUGAUGAGGAGUCGUUUCUCAAACAGAAAGCGAAACUUGAUUGGCUUAGUGCGGGUGAUGGUAACACAACAUAUUUCCACAACUUUGUUAAAAGUAGGAAUGCAAGGAGCAAAAUUUACUCUAUUAAUGACGCUAAUGGCAGCCAUCACGAGGGCUCAGAUGUGGAGCAUGCGGUUGUAGAUCAUUAUAUGAAGUUUUUGGGUGUGGAGUCCGAGGUUGAUGAGCUGAUUAUGGAGGAUUUGUUUUCUUAA